AUGGACGUGGUGAAACGGCUUAUUUCUGAACCGCCGUUAUGGAACGAUGAUGACCAGCGUGCUAUUUUACAACCUUAUGAUCAUAUUGCUUCAAAACCCGGUAAGAACUUCCGAUCAAAGUUGAUCAGUGUGUUCAACUUGAUUUACAGGAUUCCAGAUGCUAAGAUCGAACUAGUGGCUAGUAUGGUAGAAAUUCUACACAACGCCAGUCUGCUUAUCGAUGAUAUUGAGGACAACUCAGAGAUGAGACGUGGUUUAACUGCUUCCCACCUCAUAUUUGGUUCCCCAAUGACAAUAAAUACUGCAAACUACAUGUACUUCCGAGCCAUGGAGAUAUUACAGGACAUUGCAGGUGCGGACAAGCUGCUAUUGAAGGAUCUCAUGAUUAUUUUCAAUGAGGAAAUGAUCAAUCUGCAUAGAGGCCAAGGUCUCGAUAUUUACUGGAGGGAUAGUCUACCAAAUAUUAUACCCGACGACCAGAUGUAUUUCAAUAUGGUGAUGAAUAAGACAGGCGGUUUAUUCAGACUUACAGUCAAGAUUAUGGAGAGGUUGACAGAUGAAAAACUGGAUUUUUCUCUGAUUCCCUUCAGUAACCUCCUGGGAAUCAUUUAUCAAUUAAGAGAUGAUUAUAAGAAUUUGCUUGAUAAGCAGAUGAUCGCUAACAAGGGUUUAGCAGAAGAUAUAUCUGAGGGAAAACUUUCAUUUCCAAUUAUUCACGGCCUGCGAUAUGGCCAACAGCAUAAUGAUGUUUUUUUACUAGAUAUUCUGAAACUACGGACAACAGACAUUCCAUUAAAAUAUAAGGCCAUCGAUUAUUUACAAAAUACUAGUAAAUCAAUGGACUUCACAAGGAAUGCUAUCGAUGAACUCACAACGUUGGCUAAACAAGGAGGCUACAUCCCGGUCGAAAGCCAUGCUGAUGCAUCCAGCCAAUUGCUUUACGUGGUAGAUUACCUUGCCAAAAUUUGA
This is a messenger RNA of Torulaspora delbrueckii, 969 nucleotides long. RefSeq names its product farnesyltranstransferase (gene BTS1). The coding region runs from base 1 to 969 and encodes 322 amino acids. Gene Ontology annotation, biological process: isoprenoid biosynthetic process. The transcript has a single exon. Lineage: Eukaryota; Fungi; Ascomycota; Saccharomycetes; Saccharomycetales; Saccharomycetaceae. The record is from RefSeq and is a predicted model, not a curated record. Gene Ontology annotation, molecular function: prenyltransferase activity.